AUGAGUGAGCUUAUCAGCAGAAGAUAUUUCAGCUACGAGAAAAUCCAGGUGGACGUUCAAAUGUACGCCAAGACACAUGGUUUUGCUGUUAAUUUCAGCAUCAACGGUCUUAGAAAUAUGGUUUACUGUCAGUGCACGUGCAAAGGGGAGUAUAUCGAUGAACGAGGCGAUCAACGUCAGCGCAACAAGAGUACCAAGAAGACAGGCUGUUGUUGGCGUGUAACCGUCUCGCUGCCAAAGAAGUCCCAAGUGUCGGGCCAAGAACCACAAUGGGAAGUUCGAUAUGUACAUAUCUACUCUGGAGAGAAAUACAGUAUCAAGAAAGGCAAGACCACUGUCUCAACUGAAGACUCCAGUGACGUGGUGCACCACAACCAUCCACUUGUCCAAGACGUCAAGGCUCUGUCCAAGGUGUAUCAUUAG
Messenger RNA from Zychaea mexicana, 423 nucleotides. RefSeq lists its product as uncharacterized. The record is from RefSeq and is a predicted model, not a curated record. The coding region runs from base 1 to 423 and encodes 140 amino acids. Lineage: Eukaryota; Fungi; Mucoromycota; Mucoromycetes; Mucorales; Lichtheimiaceae. The transcript has a single exon.